AUGUCGACGGGCGACAUCGCCGGCCUCGAGCACAUCAUGGACUGCUGCCUCCCGGCCUCCCCGGUCUCCCCCGCCGCCCUCCUCUCCGCUGCCACCUCCUCCUCCGACGGCGAGGACCGCAUCAGCGCGCUCCCCGACACCCUCCUGCGCAACGUCGUCUCCCGCCUCCCGGUCAAGGACGCCGCGCGCACCGGCGCGCUCUCGCGCCGCUGGCGCGGGCUCUGGCGCGCCACCCCGCUCGCCCUCGACGAUGCCCACCUCCUCCCGUCCCCCGGCCCCGCCGCCGCGUUGGUGUCCCGCGUCCUCGCCUCCCACCCGGGCCCCUUCCGCGCCGUCCGCAUCGCCGAGAUCCCCAUCGACGAGUCCAACAAGGAGGCGCUCCUCCCGGAGUGGCUCCGCCACCUCGCCGACAAGGGCGUGGAGAACCUCACCCUCGUCAACCGCCCCUACUCCUUCGACGAGCCCGUGCAGCUGCCUGCAACCCUCCUCCGCUGCGGGGCGUCGCUCCGCCGCCUCUACCUCGGCGUCUGGCUCUUCCCCUUCACCACCGGCCUCCCGCGCGGCCCCGAUGUCUUCCCCCACCUCCAGGAGCUCGGCCUCUGCCACGGCAAAACGGAGGAGAGCGACCUCGACUACGUGCUCGCCUGCAGCCCCAAGCUGGAGACCCUGGCGCUCAUCUCCAACUACUUCUACCCCGACCGCGUCCGCAUCGGCAGCCGCAGCCUCCGUUGCUUGCUGCUCUGGCAUUCCUUGGCGGACGAGGUCGCCGUCGUGGCCGCCCCAAACCUGCAGCGCCUCAUUAUCUACUGUACGCACCCCACUGAGGAUGACAGGGUCAUCAAGGUCAAGAUAGGCCAUGCUCCCAAGCUCGCCGUGCUCGGCUACUUGGACACGGCCACCCACGAGCUUGAGAUCGGCAACACCAUCAUCAAGGCUGGGGUGACAAAAGUUUGCCCAACCCCAAAUACAGUGGUUCCAAGUGUGAAGGUGUUAGCUCUGAAGGUCCGUUUCAGAGUGCCCAAAGAAAUCAGAACUUUGCUGUGUUUCUUGAGAUGCUUCCCUGGAGUAGAGACCUUACACAUCAUGGCUGUGAGUUUUACCCUGUGUCUCUCUCUCUCUCUCUGUGCAUUCAAAAUCUCCAAUUUUUACUGCUUGCAUUCCAUCGUUGGCUUGCUGAAUUGUGUGCUUUGA
Molecule: messenger RNA, 1191 nt
Organism: Triticum turgidum subsp. durum (durum wheat)
Lineage: Eukaryota; Viridiplantae; Streptophyta; Magnoliopsida; Poales; Poaceae
Source: the annotation of a GenBank genome assembly